Messenger RNA from Hipposideros armiger (great roundleaf bat), 4966 nucleotides. It is a transcript of the gene CCR9, whose product is annotated as C-C motif chemokine receptor 9. Gene Ontology annotation, cellular component: external side of plasma membrane; membrane. The coding region runs from base 389 to 1495 and encodes 368 amino acids. NCBI's taxonomy places the organism in Eukaryota, Metazoa, Chordata, Mammalia, Chiroptera, Hipposideridae. Gene Ontology annotation, molecular function: C-C chemokine binding; C-C chemokine receptor activity. The record is from RefSeq and is a predicted model, not a curated record. Gene Ontology annotation, biological process: calcium-mediated signaling; G protein-coupled receptor signaling pathway; immune response. The transcript has 4 exons.
CAUUUUCAAAGAAGACGGUUUUCCCUUAGCCAGCAGUUCUAGGCUUUUCAUUUCUGUUCUAGGAUUUCAUUUCAAAUCAUCGACUCCAUUGACUGCUAAAAGCUGCAGCUGGUGACUCCCCACUCCCCACCCCUCUGGAAUGCCCCCGCCAGUGACAACGCAGACAGGGUGGCCUGGUUUCCUUUCUGGUGUGUAUAUGAGGUCGCUGCCUGCUCAGAAACUCAGAAGACUUGCCCCCUCAUCUCAGGCAGACAGCUGGUGGGGUCAUCUUCUCCUGGAGCCUUAGUCAUGGCACCAGGCACUUGGCUAGAAGAUGCCAGGGAGGCAAAGACGAAGCAGGUCGUGGCCUGCCCAGGUUUCUUAGAAGCAAGCUUACAUCAGACCUGCCAUGACACCCACAGAAUUCACAGGUUUUGUCCCUAACCUGUCUGAUGACUACAACUAUGACUCCACAUCUUUCAUAGAUGACUAUGUGAACAACUUCACAGACUUCUUCUGUAAGAAAAACAAUGUUAGGCAGUUUGCAAGCCACUUCCUCCCACCGUUGUACUGGCUGGUGUUCAUCAUGGGUACCAUAGGCAACAGCCUCGUCAUCCUUGUCUACUGGUACUGCACACGAGUGAAGACCAUGACCGACAUGUUCCUAUUGAAUCUGGCCAUCGCUGACCUUCUCUUUCUCGUCACUCUUCCCUUUUGGGCCAUCGCUGCUGCUGACCAGUGGAAAUUCCAAACCUUCAUGUGCAAAGUGAUCAACAGCAUGUACAAGAUGAACUUCUACAGCUGUGUGCUACUGAUCAUGUGCAUCAGUGUGGACAGGUACAUCGCCAUCGGCCAGGCCAUGAAGGCGCAGACCUGGAGGCAGAAAAGGCUUCUGUACAGCAAAAUGGUUUGUGUGACUGUCUGGGUGGCAGCGGCCAUACUCUGCAUUCCAGAAAUCCUGUACAGCCAAACCAAGAAGGAAUCUGACAUUACCAUCUGCACCAUGGUUUACCCUCAUGAUGAGAGUACCAAACUGAAGUCAGCUGUCUUGACCCUGAAGGUCAUCCUGGGGUUCUUCCUUCCCGUUGUGGUCAUGGUUUGCUGCUACACCAUCAUCAUUCACACUCUGACCCAAGCCAAGAAGUCGUCCAAGCACAAGGCCCUAAGGGUGACCAUCGCUGUCCUUACUGUCUUCGUCUUAUCUCAGUUACCCUACAACUGCGUUCUGUUGGUGCAGACCAUUGAUGCCUACAUCAACUUCAUCUCCAACUGUGCCAUUUCCACCAACAUUGACAUCUGCCUCCAGGUCACUCAAACCAUUGCCUUUUUCCACAGCUGCCUGAACCCUGUCCUCUACGUUUUUGUGGGGGAGAGAUUCCGCCGGGAUCUUGUGAAAACCCUGAAGCACCUGGGUUGCAUCACCCAGGCUCAGUGGGUCUCCUUCACAAGGAGAGAGGGUAGCUUGAAGCUGUCAUCUACGUUGCUGCAGACGACCUCAGGAGCUCUCUCCCUCUGAGGGGUCUUCUGUCUGAGGUGAAUGGUCCUUUUGGAAGUAACAAGAAAUAUAGAAACAGCUUCCCAACCAAUGGAACCCAUGGGAAACCAAAGAAGAAAACGGAAGUGAGGAAGAGAAAAAGAAAAACAAGAAAAACCCAGAAAGGGAUCAAUUUAAACGUUAUUGCUUUGAGUCAGAAUUUGCCAAGCUAGAGUUCUCAAACUGACUGGCUAUGACAGAGACUGUUGACUGGCUCCUGGCUGCAAUGCCUGGAAUUUUCAGAGGCCUAAUGGCAGACCACCCCAGUGUCACCUGCCCGGGCAUCAAUGCAGCUGACCUCUGGAGGAGGUGUCUGAGCUUCUCAGUGCACUGAGAAUUGCUGUGGUUUUAGUUCUGUGCCACCCCUUCCAAAAGGAAACACAGAAGCAUUGGCCACUCUGUAUAGUCCACAAAAGCACAAAGUUUCAUGAAAACUUCCAUCUUUGGGGUAUUCCUACCCUGGUUUGGGGGCUGAUACCCAUGCCAGCUCUUAUAGGUUCUUGAUCUAGAGUCAUUCCAAACAACCUCAGAUCUAAUUCUCCUCUGGUCUCCUUGAUCUGUUCUGGGCCAGGGAGGGUCUUUUUCCCGUUUUGAAACUCUCUGCAGGACUUAGUCAGUGAGCGCCUAGGCAACCCACCAUAGCAGCAGUCAUCCAGAUUCUGGUGGCUUCCACUAUUUUGGUGCCCUGUGAUUCCAUGUCUGGCUGCAGGGUUGACCUGGGCGAGGAUUCAGCUUGUCCACUGGUGUUGUGGAAGUGGUCCUCUCAGCCUGUGCAGGGAGACUGAGAAUCUGAAUUGGAGGAACCAGCCCUGGAACCCUGACACUGGGGUGCACUUGCUCUGCCGAGUGGCUUUGGUGAUGGUCCAUUUCGCUACCUAUACAAUGGGUUGGUACUAUCGGCCCUCUUGUUUUUGAGGCUGCUGGAAGGACAUUUGCCUCCAUGCGUCUCCUUUCUUACUGUAUAGUGUUAGCAUGUUUAAAAGCUUUUAAAAAAAGUAAUAGAAUUCUUUGUUUUUUGCUUUGUGUCUUUCUUUUAGCUUUGGCAAAUUUAUCACAUUUGAAAACAUUUCUUAUUAGAAAAGAAUUUUUGUAAUAUACAUUUAAAAAUAUCCAUGACCGGUCACUUUCUUCACCCUGUCUCUAUAUUUUAACUAGGUACACAAUUACAGAUCAAAUAGCCAUAUAUAGAGAGUAAGAGACUGGGAUAGGGAAGUGAAAUCUCCAAAGUACCUUGAAAGCAUCUUGGCUGACCAGGUUUUACCUCUCCUUCGGUCAAACUGACCUCCAAGUUUUCCCAGUUAGCCCAGUGGAAUUUCCAAGGAGGACCAUUGGAGCAGCACCGUGAACCUGUGGCUCUCGAGGAAGCAUUUGAUUUUCCCAAUGUGCUGUGAAUUUCUGUGGUUUCAUUUCCCAGGCCUUCCCUUCCAAAGGGGAUAUGAAAGCACUGGACUCGACCACAUCCUCCUCCUUCUCCUGCCCACUUCUGAACUACAUGUUAGUGAGACAGAGAGCAGAAAAUGGGCAGGUGAACAAGAGGAUGAUGCAAAGGCGUCACUACCCCAUCCCAGGUGUGGGCAGUUGGGGGCAAAUAAGCAUUAACCUGGGACCAGCACAUCAACAUGGACCCCAGAACCACAAGCGCUGCCUACAGUCAAGGGGAGCAAGUCUUCUCCAAGGUCAGAAAACAGACAGCGCCGUCCGUAUGGCCACCGUUUCCAGGAGAAGACCCAGAGAUCACUUGGGGAACAUGGACGUUUGAGCAAUAUGCAUGAGCCAAACCUAAAUCACACUGUACAGUUAUGUGGAAAGGUCACCACUGAGUUUGGCUUUUCCAUUCAGUGCCCUCUUGAUACUGCGGUGCUAGCACCAUGUGUCAUGGGGGUUCCAGUGGAGAUGAGGAUGAGGGGAGGGAUGGAAAGAGGAAGGGUGAGCCACGGUUGUGUCUGUAGAGUCUACUCUCAGUCUAGAGUUACUUAAAUGACAAUAUGAUGGAGUCUUAGUGGGAGUUUAGAGGUAAAUAUGACUUUGGCCAACGUACAUUAGUUGAAAAAAAAGAGCCAGGAGCUCCAUCUUGCCCCUCUCUGAUUUUUAAGAAAGGCGAUGUGGGGACACCACAAGAACCACGAGCCCUGCAUUGCACCCUAAUGCACAUGAUCAUGUGUGGUUCCAAGGGCUUCCUUUAGUGCCCGACUGUCACUAUUGGACUGUCCCAGCCCUAACACAGCUUCCAAGCAGGAGUCAAGACAUGCUAUAACUGUAUUAUAUUUUAAAGAUUUUAAGCAUCUUUUGUUGGCAAAUUGUCUUAGCUUUUAAGUGAUUGCAUACAUAGGACCAUUUUACAUUCAAAUUAAACUAGGUUUCAGUAACAUAUUUCUCUUAGGAUAAAAAUGUUGGAAAAGUCAACAUGGGGAAAUCCAUGAGGAAGCUGUGAGUCACUCAACAUUUCUAGAAUAUAUGCUGUGUGCGUACUUUUAAAAAUAAAGAUAAAAGGAGCUAUUAAAUACAAUUACAUUUUACUAGAACUCUAUAAAUCAGAAAAAUGAAGAAACUGAAUGAAAUAUGAUGUUUUCAUUACAGAAGAAGAAACUGGUGUCUUUUUUUUAACCAAAAAACUUUUAACUAAUUUUAAGUCGACACAUCACAACAUGCAUAUUCAAGUGGGGAUUGCUGUUUUGAAGUGGUCAACUUGAAUGACUAGAAAUUUGGCCUUUUGUAAUUGUCUCUCAGGAUUACAGAAUACUCAUUCAUUCUUUCAUUUAUUCGGCAAACAUUUGUACCAUGAACCUUUCUACUCACUGAGGUGAGAAUUGUCCUUUCCGUCAAGGUGCUUAUAUUCUAGCAAAGUGGAAAAGCCAAGUGCCACAUGGACUCAGGUAUCAGAGGAAGGUAUAGAAGGCUCUGUCAGGCGAUACCCCUUGGCUUAGAAUCAUGAAGCUGGUGUCCUUGUAUGGCUUAUCAACUGGUGUGUGGACAGUUCCCAGGACAAGCCUCUCAAGUGGCAGCCUCUUUGGGUAAGCUCUUGGACAAACAGCUCUGCAUGUGUUCCUGAUCUGGCGUACGUGCCAAACACACUCCACACACAAUGCCUUGUAUGUAGUAGACACAAUAUGUUAUACUAAUGAAUUUAUUAAAGUCUAAAAUUAGUCAUGUCUCAAGUUUGUACUUCACGUAUCAGAAAUCAGCUGCAAGAAAACUUUGAAAAAAUAAAGACUGACAACUUUGAGCAAUGGGACAUUAUGUCCUUUGGGUAGUAAUGCCGCCCUGUUACCUAUAGGCAGCCUGAGAGGAGCUGGUUGUCAGUGCCUUCCCAGGCCUGGUGAGGGCUCAGACUGCUGCCUGCCAACACCUGAGACAGAGCUGUGUCAGCCACUUCACAAAGCCUAUAGCCCCCGUCUCAGGAUGUUUUUAUUUUUAAUUUUUUUAAAGAUUUUAUUGGGGAAUUGGGGGGAGGGG